AUGACCUUUGACGGGUUUUUUGUAGUUAGUUUUAACCGGAAAUUUUUAGAAGAAAGAAAAGUUCAGAAUAUCAAAUUUUUGUAACCAAAACACAAUUUUGGAUUACAACAAUGACGUGGAAAUUGUACUGAUGUUCCACGUCAUAGUAAAUAGUAUUGAAAUCAGAUUCAGAAGCUACAUCACACAAAUCACCCAAAAAUCCUCUUUUUUGCAGCUCCACCAAUUCUGUUAUAUAAUAAAACCAUAUUCAAUUGCUGAUUGUCCACAAGACGACGAAUCUCGAGAAUUUCCAUCAGAUCUUCAAGAAAUGAUCGAAACCAGUUGUAUUGAUAAAUCUGUGCAGCCGAUUGUUCGAAAUAUAUGUGGAAAACUGUUGGCUGAUGGACAAGGUGUUGCACAAGUCGAGACGAAAUUAUCGAUUUUUAUUUCGAUGGCACCAUUAAUGGAUGGUAAUCAUCAUAUGGAAGAUAUUAAAUAUCAAACAAAUUUGGUGGGUGUUUAUUUUGGGAGGAAUGAUUUUUAUGGAUUGCUCAUGUUAUAAAAAUUCAACUUUCAAAUCAAAAUUCUUAUUUAAAUUUUUUUCAUAAAAUUUGGAGCAUUUUGAGUUAAAAAUCGAGCAAUUCAUGUUCAAAAAAACCUAUUGCUCAUUUUUAGAAAAAUUCGAAGAUUACUGUAUCUAGAACUGCAAGAAUUAUUGUAGUCUAUGGUUAUUCCGAGCUAUAAGGAUUACUGUAGCCUGAAUGUUCUCUGGACUGCAAGGGUUACUGUAUCUCAAGUCAACGAGCUAAAAAUGAAAAGCAUUACUGUAACCAGAGGGAAACGGUAGCUUCAGGGUUACGGUAGGCAUCGAACUGCAAAGGAUGAAGUGUCUAGAAAAUUUUCAACAAGCCUAAUCUGAGCAAUGCAAGAUUCUUUUAAAUUAUCCAUAGUCUGAGCAAUAUUAUCUCUAGAAAAUUUAUAUAUGUUUAUAAAUUUUAUAAAUUAUUUUAUUUUACAGAAACGGAGUCUAAUCGAGGAGGUUCUCGAAACAUUUCAACUAGUCAUUGCCAAAUUUUUGCGUCCCGAUUUUGUUGCCGAAUAA
Molecule: messenger RNA, 1081 nt
Organism: Caenorhabditis angaria
Lineage: Eukaryota; Metazoa; Nematoda; Chromadorea; Rhabditida; Rhabditidae
Source: the annotation of a GenBank genome assembly